Molecule: messenger RNA, 373 nt
Organism: Lecanosticta acicola
Lineage: Eukaryota; Fungi; Ascomycota; Dothideomycetes; Mycosphaerellales; Mycosphaerellaceae
Source: the annotation of a GenBank genome assembly
AUGUCUUCCAAAACCCCGUAAGUCCGCCUGUACGGGAAGAUGAACGCGCAGACCAGUUUCUAACUCCUCUAUUAGAGGCGGCCAAGCAGCUUCCGCUAAAUUCCAGAAACAACAAGCCGAAAGUACGUGGCCCUCGUAGGUCCGCCAUGCAAAUGUGCAAGUCUGUUAACAUGCACUGUCAGGCAAAGGGCUCGGCGCAGACAACGCUCCCGGUCAUAAAGAAGGCAAAGUCCCAGGCGAGGCACCGGUGGCAUCCGAUUCCGGAUCCUCUGCGGUCGGGAUCGAGCAUGGGACCAAUCAGCCUGGCGAGAAAGGCAUCAGUGGCAAGCCGGUAUCGUCUCAGCCGGAGGGCGGUUCGUCGAAUAUGAAGUAG